GUGGGUAUUCGAUUCCUUAUUGAUUGUUUUGCUCUCUCUCUCUCCUUCUCACUCAGUCUCAAUUUCUUCAAAACCCUAAAUUGGGUCGAAUUGGCGGCACGAAUAAACCUCGGCGAGCGUCCAUGGCAGCCAACGGGCCGAACCUCGAGUGCCGGAUGUACGAGGCUAAGUAUCCGGAGGUCGACCAGGCGGUGAUGAUACAGGUGAAGAGCAUGGCCGACAGCGGCGCCUACGUUUCGCUCCUCGAGUACAACAACAUCGAGGGUAUGAUUCUCUUUUCCGAGCUGUCGCGCCGUCGUAUUCGGAGCAUCAACAGCCUUAUUAAAGUCGGUCGGAUCGAGCCGGUCAUGGUCCUCCGUGUCGAUAAGGAGAAGGGUUACAUUGAUCUCAGCAAGAGGCGUGUUUCCGAGGAGGAUAUUCAGGCUUGUGAGGAGAGAUUUAAUAAGAGUAAGCUCGUGCAUUCCAUCAUGCGACAUGUCGCUGAGACCAUGAAUAUUGAUCUUGAGGAUCUCUACGUCCACGUUGGCUGGCCUCUUUACAGGAAAUACGGGCAUGCAUUUGAGGCUUUCAAAUUAAUUGUUAAUGAUCCAGACACAUUGCUUGAUUCCUUAACUCGUGAAGUCAAAGAAAUUGGCCCCGAUGGACAGGAGAUAACGAAGGUGGUUCCUGCUUUAACUGAGGAAGUAAAGGAUGCGCUCGUUAAAAAUAUUAGGAGGAGAAUGACACCACAGCCUUUGAAGAUACGAGCUGAUAUUGAGAUGAAAUGUUUUCAGUUUGAUGGUGUUCUGCACAUUAAGGAAGCAAUGCGCAAAGCUGAAGCUGCCGGAAACAAUGACUGCCCUGUUAAGAUUAAACUUGUUGCACCUCCAGCGUAUGUUCUCAACACACAGACCUUGGACAAGGAGCAAGGCAUUGCGAUUCUCAACAAAGCUAUCCAAGCUUGCAUGGAAGAAAUCGAACAUCACAAGGGAAAGCUUACUGUUAAGGAGGCACCCAGAGCGGUGAGCGAACGGGAAGACAAACUGCUUGCAGAACACAUGGCUAAGUUGGGACGUGAAAAUGAAGAAGUUAGUGGUGACGAGGACAGCGAGGAGGAAGAAGACACAGGUAUGGGAGAAAUCGACGUGGAAAACACCGGAACGGGAAUAACAGAGUGAAAGAAGAUGAUGCUACAUUGUUUUUCUUUAUUUCGGACAAAUCUCGAUCAGCAUCAAUCAAAAUUUUUGUAAGUGUCCUCUCUCUUUCUCUCACAAAAUGGUUUCUCUGUGCAAUUGGUACCAUAAUGUGUUUUUGUUUUUUCUUAAAUUGUGUUGGUAAACAGCGUUUGUUUGAAUGCCAUAGAACAGAACACAACAGAACAGAACAAACCCUCCAAUUUCAUUUCUUCUGCAACAGCCAUUAUUUAACUGAUUCUGUUUAUUUGAUUAA
Molecule: messenger RNA, 1428 nt
Organism: Andrographis paniculata
Lineage: Eukaryota; Viridiplantae; Streptophyta; Magnoliopsida; Lamiales; Acanthaceae
Product: eukaryotic translation initiation factor 2 subunit alpha homolog
Exons: 7
Coding region: 123-1157 (344 amino acids)
Cellular component (GO): eukaryotic translation initiation factor 2B complex; eukaryotic 48S preinitiation complex; eukaryotic translation initiation factor 2 complex
Molecular function (GO): translation initiation factor activity; ribosome binding; RNA binding
Source: RefSeq, a predicted model, not a curated record